AUGGCCAUCGCUGUUGAAGGAGGCUUUAGUGCGGAUGGCGACCUAAUCGACCCCGCUGGGAAUUUUGCUGCCGUCGAGCCAACGAUUACCUAUCGGCUGUGUGUCUAUACACCCGCGGAAACAGCACCCGGAGGAACUGCUGCUCUUUCAAAAAGCCUUGCCGAGCUAUACCGCAGCAACAAGAGAAGUACCAAGCAUCAAGGACAGAAGCGCUCUGAGGUAGAAGAGGAGGACGAGGAGCAGCAACAAAGGUGGCGUAGUGACGUUCUUCUGCUGCAGCAGCUGCAGGAACAACAACUGCAGCAGCUGGCGUUUCUGUCGCUGGAAGACCCUGACGUACCUGCUGUCAUUGCUGCGAUGGCGAAGCGCCUGUGCGAGAUGAGGCAUAGAGUGGCUGACGCAGCGCCUUGUGCAGCUUGGGUGGAGGAGAUCUUCCCAAGCAAGUAUGCGGAAGACUUACCAGUUGUUCCGAAUCCACCAAGGAUUUCUCCUGCAAACUGGAAAUGUGCUGACUGCGGCGCCUCCACCAACCUCUGGCUGAACCUCUCUGAUGGAUUUAUUGGCUGUGGCCGGAAGCUCUACGGCGCAGGGGGAGGCUGUGCUGAUGGGCGAGAGGGAGCCGCCAUCAGACACUACAAGGAGACAGGGAGCAUCUACCCGCUAAUCGUAAAGCUUGGGACCAUUUCUCCCGACUCGGCAGAUGUAUUUUCUUAUGCCCCUGAUGAAGACAGCACAGUUAUCGACCCAAAGCUCCCAGAGCACCUUGCCAGAUUUGGUAUUGAGUCGCAGCAGCUGCGAAAGACGGAGCGUAGCACAAACGAGUUGGCGAUUGACUUGAAUUGCAAAUACGACUGGGCUUCCCUCACGGCUGCUGCAGCAGAACAAGCGCAGCUGCAGAGGGGCCCCGGCAGAGUGGGGCUUAGGAAUUUGGGGAACACAUGCUACGCAAAUGCAGUUCUCCAGGCCCUUUUCAGCGUGCGCCACUUCUGUGAGAAGUUCUUAUAUCUAUAUGAACCAAUGCUUUGCUGUCAAGGCCUCCAUACAGAAGCAGCUGCAGUCACAGACCCCUCCAAAUCUCUUUCCUUACAGCUGGGGGCUCUCGCGAUGGCGCUGCAGACGCGAAGGGCCUCUUUACAGAAGGCCUUGGGAUUGCAGCUACUACAGCAGGCGCUGCACAAGCAACACAUUGAAGUUGACGAGAGGCAGCUCUUGAGUGACUUGCCUUACCUGGUUCAUGACGCGGUAUCGCCUCUCUCGCUUCGCUCAAUAUUUGGGACUUUGCAUGCGGAAUUCGCAACCAGCAGACAACAAGAUGCAGAGGAGUUUCUGUCCCUUUUUCUCUCGUGGGUUGGGGAGAGGGAGUCCGGAGACAGGAGGCAACUGCAGCAGCUCAAGCGUUUGUUACAGUCUGGGAGCCCCUCUCCUACAGCAGCUGCUGCUGCCUCAAUGGGGAUUACCACGGAGACCGUAGAGGCAGCGGAAAGGGCCAUGAAGAAGGGGACGGUGGACUCUUUGUUCUCGUUCGGGGUAGAGCAGCGGCUGGAAUGCCACCAGUCACACAAAGUUCGCUACACCUACAGCCGCCAGCAGGUUUUAGCUCUGCCAAUCCCUGUGGAUAUACAGCAAUAUGAGGAACAGAGGGAGCAGCACGAGCAACAGGAUCAAAGACAGCAAAAGAGAAGGAAGGGGGUUGGAGGUACCCCUACAGAGUCAGACACAGGGACCGAUGCGGUCGUUGACGGCACGGAAACGGUGAGCUGUGCUGUUCGCGAUGAAUCCGAAGAGGCGGCGCCUGCUCCUCCCUCUGUUUCCUUCUCCAGGUGUAUCGCUGCAGCAGCGGCUGCUGCAACAGUAGAUGACUACCUCUCGCCCGCCACUGGGGAGAAAGGCAGCGCAGAGAAAACGCUCCGGCUGACAAAUUGCCCGGACUACCUCCUCGUUUUCCUAAAACGAUUUUAUAUCAGCGACCGGUGGAUCCCGAAAAAGCUCAAGUGCUCCGUUCAGAUUCCUGAUGAGGUGUCCUUUGAAGAGCUUCGCGCGUUUGGCCUCCAAUCUGACGAAGUAGAACUACCCGACACACCGCAGCAGCAGCAACAACAACACAACGGAAACUCUUUGGCGGCGGCCGCUGCUGCCGAAACGAUAGAUUCGGAAGUAAUGGCCACAUUGCAAUCUAUGGGCUUUUCCAGCAACGCUGCUCAACGAGCCAUUCGUGUCACUGGUGGAGCCUCCGCUGAGAGCUGCGUGGAAUGGCUGAUGGGCCACCUGGAUGAUCCGGAGAUAAACGACCCUCUUCCUGUCUCUUCUCCAUCCCAUGCACCAGCUGAUAGUAAAGGAGAACCAGACGCUGAAGCAGUUGCUAAUCUCACUGCACUUGGCUUUGAUGAACGAAGUGUACGCGCGGCUUUCCAUGCCACCAGGUGCCCUCCCUCGUCUGCCGGGGGGCCCAUGGGGUCUAUGGCACCUGCCAGUGGACUCUUUGAUGCCGGAAGAGCAGCAAACUGGCUGCUCUCUCAGGGUUCUGGUCUUGCUGCGGCAGUGGAUGAAGCACUUGCAGCCGCAGCAACUGCUGCAGCUGCCGCCGCUACAUUGGCAGAGCAGCAGAACGAAGACGCUCGCGAGCGUCAAGCAAGCGCAGCAGAGGAAGAGGGAUUGCCUCCUUUGGAGCGUUGCCGUCUAGGGCUUGGGGAUGGAGCAGGACGCUAUCACCUGUUUGGCUUUGUGACUCAUCUGGGCUCCAGUGUUUCGGGGGGGCACUAUAUCUGCCACGUGCGAGACGAGGAUGGAGGGGGCUGGCUGCAAUAUAACGAUGAUAAAGUUACGAAACUAAACUCCUGUAGCAGCGAUCAGGCAUAUAUACUGCUUUUCAAACGAGCACAUUCAGAUGCCAGAGACACCACGGAGAUGGGAACAGCAACCGAACCAGAAAAACCUUCAAGCCCAGGGUCAUUUACAGCAUGUGCUACUGCCACAGCUGUUGCGGCCUCACUAAGUUUUCUGCUGAAAGAGUUACGCACUCGGGCGCUCUUUCAGCUUUACGCAGUUUCCGCAGGAGCUAGAAACAAUAGCAAUAAAACCUUUAGUAAGAGUGGACGUGGGCAUUUUCGAACUCCUGCUGCUGUUGUUCUUUUUACUCUGCAAAGACGUGAACCGCGGGCACCUAAAGGGCAAACUGGCCCCUAG
This is a messenger RNA of Cyclospora cayetanensis, 3183 nucleotides long. RefSeq names its product ubiquitin carboxyl-terminal hydrolase 5. Gene Ontology annotation, molecular function: cysteine-type deubiquitinase activity; zinc ion binding. The record is from RefSeq and is a predicted model, not a curated record. Gene Ontology annotation, biological process: protein deubiquitination. The transcript has 14 exons. Bases 1 to 3183 code for a protein of 1060 amino acids. NCBI's taxonomy places the organism in Eukaryota, Apicomplexa, Conoidasida, Eucoccidiorida, Eimeriidae.